AUGUUCACCGGCCUAGUCGAAGCGAUAGGCACCGUGACAGCACUCAAGUCCCUCGACGACUCAGCCACUGGCGGUAAUGGCACUUCACUCACGAUAUCCGGAUGCGCCAGCAUACUCGACGAUGCCCACCUCGGCGACUCCAUCUGCGUCAACGGCACCUGCCUCACCGUCACCGAGUUCGAUUCCACCUCAUUCAAAGUCGGCGUUGCCCCCGAAACCCUCCGGCGCACCAACCUAGGCCGCCUCACCCAAAACAGUCGGGUCAAUCUAGAACGAGCGCUGUUGCCACACACCCGCAUGGGCGGCCACAUCGUCCAAGGGCACGUAGACACAGUCGCCACCAUCCUCUCCAAAACACCGGAUGGGAACGCUAUUACUUUCCGCUUCCAGCCUAAACCAAAUCCCGCGGACGGGAGUUCGGUGCUGCGGUAUAUAGUGGAGAAAGGCUUCAUAGCGCUAGACGGAGCGAGUCUGACGGUGACGAGGGUGGAUGAUAGCGAAGGGUGGUUCGAGAUCAUGUUGAUCAGCUACAGUCAGGAGAAGGUCGUAAUGAGUAGGAAGGAUGUUGGGGAGGAGGUUAACGUCGAGAUUGAUCUGGUGGGGAAGUUGGUUGAGAAGAGUGUGGGUGCGUAUUUUGAGGGGAAGGAGGGAGGGUCGGCGAUGUUGGAGAAGAUCGUUGGGAGGAUGGUUGAGGAGAGGUUAGGGAAGUCGUGA
This is a messenger RNA of Cyphellophora attinorum, 714 nucleotides long. RefSeq names its product Riboflavin synthase. The record is from RefSeq and is a predicted model, not a curated record. Gene Ontology annotation, molecular function: riboflavin synthase activity. The coding region runs from base 1 to 714 and encodes 237 amino acids. Gene Ontology annotation, biological process: riboflavin biosynthetic process. The transcript is spliced from 2 exons. NCBI's taxonomy places the organism in Eukaryota, Fungi, Ascomycota, Eurotiomycetes, Chaetothyriales, Cyphellophoraceae.